Messenger RNA from Microplitis mediator, 3678 nucleotides. RefSeq names its product oxysterol-binding protein 1 (gene Osbp). The transcript is spliced from 11 exons. Gene Ontology annotation, molecular function: sterol binding. The record is from RefSeq and is a predicted model, not a curated record. Gene Ontology annotation, cellular component: cytosol; membrane; intracellular membrane-bounded organelle. Lineage: Eukaryota; Metazoa; Arthropoda; Insecta; Hymenoptera; Braconidae. The coding region runs from base 144 to 2549 and encodes 801 amino acids.
CAAAAUGGCGACAGAAUAUAACGGAUGAUGUCGACGUGGAUAUUGUGGUCUGAUUAUUAACGUUAACGUGCUACCAGUUUAUUAUAUAUAAAAUAAUAAUAAAGUAAAAUAAUAAAAUAUAACAAUACUACAAUUUAUAAAAAAUGAGUGAGCCAAAAGCACAACACGGUGCUCAAGAAAUAAAGGGCUGGCUUUUCAAGUGGACAAAUUAUUUAAAAGGUUACCAACGGAGGUGGUUCGUCCUGUCAAAUGGCCUCCUGUCAUACUAUAGGGCUGAACCAAAGGGGGGGCCAAAGAUAUCGACGAGACGCAAGCGGAGGGCUGGCAGUGCCUCCGAAAAUCCAGCCGAAAUGGCUCACACAUGCAGAGGGGCUAUAUCACUUCAUGGGGCCUUAAUUCAUACUGUGGAUGCAUGUACUUUCGUUGUAAGCAACGGUGGUACCCAAACAUUUCACAUAAAAGCAGCAACUGAAGUGGAACGACAGCAAUGGGUUACUGCUUUAGAAUUAGCUAAAGCCAAAGCAAUACAAGCCAUGGAGUCAGAAGAAGAGGAGGAAGAGUACCAAGACAAUGACAGCCACAAAGGAGAGAGCACAUCAAUAAUAAAGGACCUGACUGAACGUUUGAAAGAUUUACAAACUUGCUAUGAAUUGAUAUCAAAACGUGGGACCAUGCUGACGCGGUCUCUUGUGGAUCUAGAGUCGCUUGAAUCGGCUAGUCCGGAUACUGCUGCUAAAAUAAAAACUGUCAGUGAACGUGCUACUUUGUUUCGUAUUGCUGCAAAUGCUAUGAUCAGUACGAGUAGUGAUUACCUCCAAUUGGCCCAACAACAAGAACCGAAAUGGAAAAAAAUGCUUCAACAUGAACGAGAUCAAAAGGUACGAAUUGAAAAAAUGGUUGAACAACUAGCACGACAACAUUCUCAUCUAGAAGAGGCUGCACAACAUGCUUUACCACCAGGAAUGCCUGCAGGGAAUCAUCGUUCUACACAUUCUGUAGCAAAUACUUCACCAUCGGAGGACGACGAAGACAACGUUGAGUUUUAUGAUGCCGAAGAGUCUGAUACAUUCACGUUAGCUAUUCCUGGCAGUACAACGGGUAAUUCACUAUCACGUGAACGAGUCAGAAACGAUUCACAAGGGAGUGAUGAUGGAUCUAGUUCUGAAGGGGAUCCAGCACCAAUGUCUAACAACGAUCCAUCCAGAGCAGACACGUUUCUUAUCGUGACCGAUUCUUCAGCGUCGCCUCAAACAUCCAGAACCGCUACCGAUCUGGACAAUUCGGCCUGGAAAAAUGAUACCGAUGGAAAUAAUACCGGGAUGACAACUGUAAGGAAACGAGAGCGAAGAACUCGAGUACCAGAAAAACCAAAUUAUCCAUUAAAUUUAUGGAGUAUUAUGAAAAAUUGUAUUGGCAAGGAGUUGUCGAAAAUUCCAAUGCCUGUUAAUUUUUCUGAGCCUCUUAGUAUGUUGCAACGUUUGACUGAAGAUUAUGAAUACGCCGAUAUACUCGACAGAGCCGCUGAAUGUACUGACAGUUGUGAACAAAUGGCAUACGUGGCAGCUUUCACAGUUUCCAGUUACUCAACAACCGCAGCUAGAACUGGAAAACCGUUUAAUCCUCUUUUAGGUGAAACAUACGAAUGUGAUCGAACUGACGAUCUUGGAUGGCGAGCAAUAUCGGAACAAGUGUCGCAUCAUCCUCCAAUGGUUGCUCAAUUUUGUGAAGGUCGAGCGUGGCGAUGUUGGCAGGAAUUUACUAUGGCUUCAAAAUUCCGCGGUAAAUAUCUUCAAGUAAUUCCUUUGGGUACUGCACAUUUAGAGUUUGAUAAAAAAAUAAAUGACAAAUCUAAUCACUAUACGUGGCGAAAAGUAACGACUACUGUACACAAUAUUAUUGUUGGUAAACUAUGGGUAGAUCAAAGUGGUGACAUGGAUAUAAUUAAUCAUACUGAUGGUACUAAAUGUCACCUCAAGUACAUUCCGUACUCAUAUUUUUCGCGUGAUAGUCAACGAAAAGUAAAAGGAGUUGUUAUGAAUGCUGACAAAGAAGUUAAAUGGGUUGUCCAGGGUACUUGGGACGCUAAAAUUGAAAUAGCACCCGUUAUUAGUACUUCCGGUACUCCCGAUAAUCCAGUAUAUAAAACAGGCCCAUAUACUCUUGCUUGGAAACGAAAUAUGCCUUCAGAAGAUUGCGAAAAAUACUAUUCAUUUACUGAAUUAGCGUGUCAACUAAAUGAACCUGAGGAAGGUGUAGCACCAACAGAUUCGCGAAUAAGACCCGAUCAAAGGUUAAUGGAAAAUGGGUUAUGGGAUGAAGCGAAUAAAGAAAAGUUACGACUUGAAGAAAAACAAAGAGCAGUAAGACGUGCUCGUGAGAGUGAGGCUGAAAAAGCUGCUGCUCAAGGAUUGCCAUAUAGAGGAUAUGAACCCGUUUGGUUUUCAAAACAAGAAGACAAGAUUACGGGUAGCCUAUGUCAUACUUACGACCAUGAAUAUUGGGAAUGUAAAAAUAAAGGCGACUGGUCACGAUGUCCAAAUAUAUUUUAAAUUAUUAUUAUUAUUAUUAUAAAUAAUAAUAAUAAUUAAUUAUCUAUGGUUAUGUACUUGCGAUGAAACUUCCAAGGGUUAUAUUAAAUAAAAGUUAUUUUAGAGAUGAAAAUAAAUAAUAUUUGGCAAGUAUUUAAAAUAAUAAUUAGCUUACUUUGUUAUCAAUCAAAUUUUAUUCAUCUAUUGACAUUAUUACUAUCUAAUCAAUCAAUGGUAAAUUUAAGACAUUAUAAUUUUUUUUUUUUAAAUUUUAUUUUUUGUUUUUAAAAUUUAUGUAUAAUAAUUAAAGUAAUCUGCCAUUAAUCGAAGAAUUAAUGAUUUAAUGUAAUUGAGUAACUGGUUAAGUGAGCAAGUGGCUAUAAAAAUGUAUGAGUGAGUGAGGUAAAUAGAUGAGGAAAAACGAAUUAAGUGAAUAAAAUACAAUAUACGAACUUCCAAAAUAUUCAUUUAAUAAAACUCUUAAGUCCAUUCUCAGACAGUGCCCGCGUCUUUUUAAAAAUUUUCAAUUAACUGUCAUAACCGUUUCAAAAUUUUAUCAAUUAAUUGAAAAAAAAUCAAAGCGUUAAUUGAAAAAAGAAAAAUUUCAAGAUUUUUUUUUAAAUUACUAACAGUUGAUAUCAAUUGGGAGUUAAAUGAAAUUUGGAAAAUAAAUUUUAGUUAAAUUUUUAUGUCAGUUUUAUAAUUCGAAUUUUCAAAUUUUUUAGGAUAAAAUUUAUUUAUCAAAUUUCGUUUGUCUCCUAAUUGAUGACAACUGUAAGUAAUUUUUUAAAAUUCUAUAUCUCUGCGAAAUUGUCUUUUUUUAAAUUAAUGUUUUAAUUUUUUUUGUAAUUAUGACAGUCCCCACUUUUAAAAAAUUUUCAAUAACUUUCAACUUUUAUAACAGUAUUAAAGUUUUAUCAAUUAAUUAACAUAUAAUUAAAACGUUAAUUGAAAAAAAAUACAAUUUCACCGAGAUAUAGAAUUUCAAAAAAAUUACUUGCAGUUGUCAUCAAUUAGAAGUUAAAUGAAAUUUGUUGAGUAAAUUUAAGUCUAUAAAAUUUGAAAAUUCUAAUUAUAAAAUUGUCAUAAAAAUUUUACUAAAAUAUUUCCAAACUACGUUCGAUUUUGUAAGAAUUUUUUUUUUUUUAAA